This is a messenger RNA of Fusarium venenatum, 1047 nucleotides long. RefSeq lists its product as uncharacterized. NCBI's taxonomy places the organism in Eukaryota, Fungi, Ascomycota, Sordariomycetes, Hypocreales, Nectriaceae. The record is from RefSeq and is a predicted model, not a curated record.
AUGGAACACGUUGCAGUGUAUGAGCUUCACGGUGGCGACGGCGACGGUGCAGACAUAACAUUCUUAUUCAACGGCAAGGUUAUGUCGGUGUCAAUAUUUCCCACCAACGGACCAUCAACCAAGAGCACCCUGCACCUAGGUCCAGGUCGUCCUCUCCAAGAUCACCUUGUUGAUGUUAUAUCUGAGGCUAUUACCUGCAAGAACCACAAUGAGUAUGAGAAACUCGUCGAUGAAGUUUUUGGUGUCAUUCUCGAAGCUGGAAGGCCACUUUUCUCUAGUUUAGGAUCCAUCACCCAGCAAUCCCAAUCACUUCAUGAGCUGCUUUUCCCGGAGAUUAUUUACUUCCGUCUUCAAGCUCCGGCUAUGUACGCUACUAUCCUCCCAAUCGACCCCAGCGAAGCAAACAGUAUUAUCGCUAGCGAUCCAGCCUUUACCGACAACUGGGAUGAGAAGUUGAAAAUCCGAAGGGAAUUGCCUUGUUUUACUCCCGACGAAAUGACGGUCACCAAGGUACUUCUGCGCGGUUUCAAUAGUGUCACCGCCGCUGUGCGAGUACAUGGGAGAGACUUGUUCUGCAAGGUGGUAGCCCGGCCAAGUGGACUGUGCGGUACAGAAGAAGGACGAGAGCUCGAAUAUCUGGGUGAGAUAUCAAAGGCAUUCCAAUAUCCGGAUACGAUACAGGUUCCUCAAUUUCUUGGCUACGUUCACCAUAAGGAGACCCAGCAGAUUCUAGGAUUUCUACAAGAAUGGGUUCAUGGAUCUCGACUCAGCAAUAUCAAUAUUACCACCAGGAACAGAGGAAAAUGGAUGGCUCAGAUUUCGCAAACUAUUAAUCGUCUUCAUGAACAUGGAUUGUUCUGGGGUAACGGAAAACCUGGUAACGUUCUCAUCGAUGACAAGGAUGAUAUAUGGCUGAUCGGUUGCGGGGGUGGAUUCAUGUAUGAGCAUAAUCAAGGGCGGCUUGAGAUAAUUGAGAGAGACCAGAAGGCCUGCACGGAAAUUGCAGAAUUUCUAAAUGGGGGCAACGGCACGACAUUGUCGGGUUGA